GCAACGCGUUCACGUGUUUGUUUGAACACGUCAUUUUAAUACUCUCAUGAUUUGGGUUCGGUCUGAAAUUGUGGGCGAAAUCAAAUCCCUGUCUUCAUCUGUCUUCCUCUCAUCUGAUCCCUGUCUUCAUCUGUCUUCCUCUCAUCUGAUCCCAGUCUUCUUCCUCCUCUGACCUGACCUCAGUCCUCCUCUCACCUCCUCCUGUCCUCACCUCAUCCUCUCAUCCUCUCUCUCACCUCCUCCUGCUCUAAAGCAGAGUCAUGUCCGGAGUCCCUGCGCUGAUUAGGAUCGCAGUUUCCCUGAAGUCCGCUCCGGAUGACGGGCCCGUGUUCUUCAAGGCGGACGGGACGAGAUUUGGCCAGAACCGAACCAUUAAACUGCUCACUGGCACCAAAUAUAACAUAUAUAUCACCGUGAAACCAGGCGCGGUCCAGGCCACAUCCAUGAAUGUUGGUGGGGUUACAUUUCCUUUAGAGCAGAAGUCUAAAGACCCCCAGGCAGUAGUGUAUUCUGCGACAUAUAACACUGAAGGGAUGGCUCACACCAAAAGCGGAGAGCGGCAGCCUGUCCAAGUGAGCAUACAGUUUACAGCAGCUGGCCUCUUUGAGACUACAUGGCAGGUGAAAUUCUACAACUACAACAAAAGAGACCACUGCCAGUGGGGCAACAGCUUCCGCAGCAUCGAGUAUGAGUGCAAACCUAAUGAGACCCACAGCCUGAUGUGGAUCAAUAAGGAAACGUUUUUGUGAGAAAUUACUAACCACUUUAUAAUGCAAAUUAACUCUUGAGGACCAAGUAGACAAAUUUUGCACAGGUACCAGCAAUAAAGAGUAAAUACACAUAUCUUAGAUAAUGUGAAUCUACAUAUCAUUCCUAAUAGUAUUUACAGUAUAAAUAUUCAUUAUGAUGUAUACUUCUGUACAUGCAGUAUCACAUGCACAAUACAUAUCCUCCAGAUCCUGUGUAAUGUUCUCAUGCCAUUGUUUGCAAAUGUCAUUUAGCUCUUUAUGUUAUUUAAGCCCUCAUUGUUGUUGUUUUUUUUGUUUUUUUGUCAAUGUUGUGUUGCAUGGUCUUUAUAUCUGAAAAAUAGAGUUGAAUAUCUGUUGAUUUAUUUGAGAGAGACAUUGUACAUUAAUUUACAUAUCUGUAAAUCUACCAGAAUUAGCCAAAUGGCGGUUUUUCAUCUGCAGUCCCUUCAUUCAUAACGCAAUAAUCAGUGUAUCAGUCGUCUAAACCAAGCAUGCCUGCAUUCUACUAAAGGUCAUAACUCAGUGACACAGUGUCCCUUCUACUGUCCAAAAGCAUGCAGGUACUAGACACACUGGCCUCACUCCAGACUCCAGAUUCACAGUGACCUUAACCUGAGUAAAGCAGUUAGAGACAGUGAAUGAUAAAUCACAAAAGUUGCAGUUAUGCAAGAACUAAACAAAGAGUGUUGUGAGAAUGACGUUUACUUCCUAAUGCUUGUUUACAGUUUUUAGAAAAUACAUUUUUACAGUACAUACAUUGCCAGAAAUGUAGCAAAGGUGGGUCAUUUUCUUUUAUUCCACCAUUGGGUAUUUUUUUAAUGUUUGAUACUGUAAUAAUAAAACAUAAUCUACAGUACAC
This is a messenger RNA of Clarias gariepinus (North African catfish), 1608 nucleotides long. RefSeq names its product cannabinoid receptor interacting protein 1b (gene cnrip1b). Gene Ontology annotation, cellular component: plasma membrane. Lineage: Eukaryota; Metazoa; Chordata; Actinopteri; Siluriformes; Clariidae. Gene Ontology annotation, molecular function: type 1 cannabinoid receptor binding. The transcript has 3 exons. The record is from RefSeq and is a predicted model, not a curated record. Gene Ontology annotation, biological process: negative regulation of signaling receptor activity. The coding region runs from base 261 to 749 and encodes 162 amino acids.